Molecule: messenger RNA, 1485 nt
Organism: Cicer arietinum (chickpea)
Lineage: Eukaryota; Viridiplantae; Streptophyta; Magnoliopsida; Fabales; Fabaceae
Cellular component (GO): chloroplast
Source: RefSeq, a predicted model, not a curated record
AUUUUCUGUUUCUAUAAAAAAUAAAGAGAAGAAAGACUAGAAAAGGAAAAAGAAAAUGAGCAAAACAGUAAGCUAACAGAUGAUGUAAGCAAAGGGUUUAAGGAAUAAGGAGUAGGAAUCAUAUCAUACAUAACCUGAAACCCUAAAUUCAAUUCAUGAUGGAACUUCAUACUCUUUGUUGCGCUCUUCCCUCUCAACCACUUCAUUUUUCCAAACAUCACUCACAACCAAUUGGAACUCGCUCUCUAUUCAGAUAUCAGACACAGAAAUUUGGGUUUGCCAAUGCGUCUAAAUGCUUGAAACGGGUGAUUAAAGAGCCUUCACUUUUGGGAUUGAACAAAUUCCAAAGAAGGACUCUUACACAUGCUUCUGAUUCUACUGUAAAUGGUGCCUUGGAAGUUCAUCCAAACCAAAGUUCUAGUGUUUUUGUUAAUAAUGGGGUGGAACCAUUUCACGGUAAAUCAGGUUCUGUCUCUUUUUAUGGGUUGACAUACCAGUCAGUAGAAGAAGGAAAAUUGGAAUCUGCUCCUUUCAAACAAGAAGAGAGCUCUUACUUAUGGGUUUUGGCUCCCGUUGCCUUCAUAUCAUCUCUGAUUCUUCCACAGUUCUUCAUUGGCACUAUUGUUGACGCUUUCUUUAAUGGUUUGAUUUUAAAAGAUAUUGUGACUUUGUUCGCUUCUGAGGCACUAUUCUAUAUCGGACUUGCAACAUUUUUGCAGGUGGCUGAUCGUGUCCAGAGGCCAUACUUGCAGUACAGCUCUAAAAGAUGGGGUCUCAUCACUGGCCUCAAAGGAUACAUAACCUCUGCUUUCCUCACAACGGGUUUGAAGAUUACUGCUCCUCUCCUUCUUUUAUACGUGACCUGGUCGGUGGUUCACAUGGCUGCGAUUGUUGCUAUUGCUCCCUUUUUAGUUGGCUGUGUUGCUCAAUUUGCAUUUGAGAGAUAUUUGGAAAAACGUGGGUCAUCCUGUUGGCCUCUAGUCCCUAUUAUAUUUGAGGUAUACAGACUGUACCAGCUUACGAGAGCCGCUCAUUUUGCCGAGAAGUUGAUGUACUCAAUGAAGGAGCUACCGGUGUCACCUGAAAUACUAGAAAGAAGUGGAGCUUUGUUUGGAAUGAUGGUGAUCUUUCAGUUACUGGGAAUUGUGUGCCUUUGGUCAUUGAUGACUUUUCUUUUGAGGCUAUUCCCUUCUAGGCCAGUAGCAGAAAAUUACUGAGUUUAGUAUGGAAUAGUGAAGAUUGUUGUAUAUAUUCGGAGUGGAUAACAUUUUGUAAGGAGAGCAUCACUAGUUGAUUAACUUCAAUGCAGGCUUUUCAUAAAAGUUGUGUCAUUGUAAUUCAUUUUGUUUUAGUUUCUUGAGCACAGUAUCAUCAGUUACCAGGAAAAUGAAGGGUGUAGUAUGUGAAAUGGCCUAUUUGGUUACGGCCAAAAUCACAUUAGGCCAGAAAAAUUGAUUUGCACACUGAGACAAGUUUAUUGGCUAA